AUGUUAUUCAAAGUAAGAUUUGUACAUGGAGAUCCUCGAAGACUUGUCUAUCCAACUGAUACACGUGGAAAUAUCUGUGGUUAUGGAGAAUACUCGGACCGACCAAAACUUAUAUUCUUUGAUUUGCUUGCAUGUUCGAAAAUGGGACAUGAUGUUGCCAAAUUUGGAUGCCCCACUCCUCAGGAAAGCAUCACUGACUUGGUCAAGACAGGAAAAUGUGCCGCCUAUUACAUGAAGUCUAUUUCUGUUGCUCAUCGAUGUAUUCCUGCUGUUUUCAACUCUCGCAAUUUCCAUGACCACCUACUGAGUGGAAACUCAACUGUUGCCCUGGAAAACGCUGAUGGCAUAAAAAUCACACCUCACUCUCUUGAUGAAGCUACCAGAUGCUUUUUAAUUGCCGUUGGCAUAUCCCUUUUCUGGGUCAUUCUCCUCCGUUGGUUGGCGGCUGUCCUCAUUUGGGUCACAUUAAUCACUUUCCUUGGCCUCCUUGGCUUUAGCAUUGUUUCUGCUAUUCUUCUUGGCAUCUCCAUUCUGCUGCUGAUCAUUGUUGCCAAAAGGUUGUGUGUAGCCAUCGAACUCAUCAAGGAAGCUAGCAGUUAUCUUGCUUCUAUGGGAACACCCCAAGCGUACAGCACAGUUGUCAGUGUUACUAAAGAUGGUACAAACAUCCUCAGCAGAAUCCCCUGCAAUGAAAGUACUAGUGAAUCAAUGGAAAAAUUCUGUGAUUUUGUACGUUAUGGAGGAGACAACUACCAUCUUGGAUCUUUGGCCUUUGGUUCCCUGAUCAUUGCUGUUGUCCAACUCGUACGUGUCAUCCUUGAUUACAUUGACUACAAACUGAGGGACUCCAACAACAAAGUUGCCAAAUUUAUGUUGAAGACAGUGAUAGUGGAUAAAGUGACGGAUCUAAUCAUGUUCCUCAGUAAAUUGAUGGUGACUGCUGCAGUAGGAAUUACCGCUUUUUACUGGGCACAGGGGAAGAUUCCCUUUAUUCCUGGAACUGAGAUUCCGCGAUUCAACUAUUAUUUGGCACCUGUAGCUAUAAUUAUCAUUGGGUCUUACUUCAUUGCAAGUUGCUUCUUCAGUGUCUAUGAAAUGGCCGUAGACACCAUCUUCCUGUGCUUCGUAAUUUUUUUCAUUUUCUUUUUUCAUUCUCCUUUGUUUCUAUUCUCUUUUUUUUUCGUUCCUUUUUACUGGUUCUCUUUUUUGUUUCCUUCCUUUCAUUCUCGUUUUCAUUCUUUGUUUUUUGUUUGUUUUUUUGUUCUCUUUCUUUCAUUUUCUUUUUUCAUUCUCUUUUCUGUUCACAUUUUUGUUCUCUUUUUCAUUUUGUUUUAUUCAUUUUCUUUUUCAUUCUCUUAUUUUAGUUUUCAUUCUAUCAUAUUCUUUUUUCUCCUUUUUCUAUUUUCUUUUUUUCAUUCUCCUUCUUUCGUUCUCUUUUGUUUUCUUUUUCAUUCCCUUUUGUUUUCUUUUUUCGUUCCCUUUUGUUUUCUUUUUUCAUUCUCUUUCUUUUGUUCUCUUUCUUUCAUUUUCUUUUUUCAUUCUCUUUUGUUUUGUUUUUCAUUUAUUUGUUCUCUUUCUUUCGUUCUCUUUCUUUCGUUCUCUUUCAUGUUCUUUUUCCUUUCUCUUUUUUGUUCUCCUCUUGUUUUCUUUUUUGUUCUCUUUCAUUUUCUUUUUCAUUCUCUUUCUUUCAUUUUCUUUUUCCUUUUUCUUUUUUGUUCUCUUUCAUUUUCUUUUUUGUUCUCUUUCGUUUUCUUUUUUUUAGUCCUCUUUCUUUCGUUUUCUUUCUUUUUGUUUUCUUUUUCAUUUGUUCUUUUAUUGUUUUCAUUCUUUCUUUCAUUUUCUUUCUUUUCUGUUCUCUUUUUCAUUUUAGUUUAUUUGUUCUCUUUUUUGUUCUCUUAUUUUUGUUUACAUUUUAUCAUUUUCUUUUUUUUCCCAUCUUUUUCGUUUUCUUUUUUUGCUUCUCUUUCUUUCAUUUUCUUCUUUUGUCCUCUUUUUUUCAUUCUCCUUUGGUUUUCUUUUUCUUCUUCUUUUCUCUGUAUGAGGUGCAUGAUAUGA
Molecule: messenger RNA, 2055 nt
Organism: Acanthosepion pharaonis
Lineage: Eukaryota; Metazoa; Mollusca; Cephalopoda; Sepiida; Sepiidae
Source: the annotation of a GenBank genome assembly